GUUUACUGUGUGCAACUGAUCUAGUGGGGUCUGACACUGGUCUCUCAUUGCAGAGGAGGAGAUAAAGACCGUUCUACCCCACUUGCAAAAUACAAUUUCACUGCAUCUAUUUAAGGAAAACAAACUAACACAGCUGAAACUGAAACGAGAGAGAGAGAGAAAACAGCCGCGAUCUGUUAGAAAGUAGCGCUGAUGGCGGCUGAUCAGAUUAGCUAGUGGAGUAACAGACUGUUAUCUGGCUAAGUGUCACUACAAGCUGCUGUGGACUUACAGUGCGUUUCUCUCAUUAAUCACAUUCUGGAUCGGUGCUUUUUUUCCCCCCUCGCGUGCUGGAAAUUGCGUUUAAACGAUGGAUUCUUACAGGAUAUCCGUCCUUUUUUUGGUACUCUUCUCCCUGUUAAACAAUCUUUCUUCAACGGAGCCGUUUCCUUCUCAGAUAUUGAUCAAAGCUUGGGUGGACAAGAUGCAGGAGGAGCUUGUUACCUUAGCUGAAACCGCAAGUGGGGUAAAGCACCUUAUCCAGAUCUUUACGGAUAAAAGAAAGCUCUACAGUGUGGAAACAAAUAACGCCAGUCAGCUCGUGGAAAGUGCAGCCAGAAAUAUAGAGAAGCUUCUUCUCAACAGAUCAAGGGCACUGGAGACCCUAGCAACAUCAGCAGAAAAUUUCCAAAUGGAACAUGGGUGGAAACAUGAGUUUGCGGAUGACGAUAUCGUUUAUUAUAAUGCAAAAGAUGACCUCUAUUCCGAUACAAACAAGACAGAUGGACGAAGGAGGAUCAAACCCGAUUUCAAAGAGGAUCCUGCAUUCAAACGGCGCAUUUCCUAUAAUCACUCUGCAGUCCACAUUCCGACGGAUAUCUACGAAGGGUCCACGGUGGUGCUGAACGAGCUGAGCUGGACUGAGGCACUGGAAAACAUCUUUAAGAAAAACAGAGAAGAGGAUCCUACUUUACUUUGGCAGGUGUUUGGCAGUGCGACUGGUCUGGCUCGGUAUUAUCCAGCUUCUCCUUGGAAGGACUCACGGAACACUGCGAGUAAAAUUGAUUUGUACGAUGUUCGACGGCGACCAUGGUACAUACAAGGAGCAGCUUCGCCAAAGGAUAUGUUGAUUCUUGUUGACGUGAGUGGAAGUGUCUCUGGGUUGACUCUCAAACUGAUCAGGACAUCAGUCUCAGAAAUGCUGGAAACACUCUCAGAUGAUGAUUUUGUGAAUGUUGUUUCUUUCAAUAAAGAAGCGAACUAUGUUGGCUGCUUCCACCAUCUCGUUCAAGCUAAUGUUCGAAACAAAAAGAAGUUAAAAGACGAUGUUCAAAAUAUCACAGCAAAAGGAAUAACCGACUAUAAGAAGGGUUUCAAGUUUGCCUUUGAACAGCUUUCAGAAUUUAACGGUUCCCGUGCACACUGCAACAAAAUAAUUAUGCUCUUCACUGACGGAGGAGAAGAAAGGGCUGAAGAGAUUUUUAAAGAAUACAACCCAGAGAGGAAGGUCCGUGUAUUUACUUUUUCUGUUGGUCAGCACAACUAUGAUAAAGGACCAAUACAGUGGAUGGCCUGUGCAAAUAAAGGAUAUUACUAUGAAAUUCCUUCCAUUGGAGCAAUAAGAAUCAACACACAGGAGUACCUUGACGUGUUGGGAAGGCCAAUGGUUUUGGCUGAUAAAAAGGCCAAACAAGUACAAUGGACAAAUGUCUAUCUUGAUGCGCUGGAUCUUGGCCUCGUUAUCACGGGGACACUGCCAGUUUUCAAUAAGACUGAGAUAAAAGACAACAGUGGUCAAACGAAGCACCAGAACCAGCUCAUUCUGGGAGUAAUGGCAAUUGAUGUGUCUCUUGAUGAUAUCAAGAGGCUCACACCACGCUUUACAAUUGGUCCUAAUGGAUAUUAUUUUGCCAUUGACCCCAAUGGCUAUGUAUUGCUUCAUCCCAAUCUCCAGCCAAAGCCAGUUGGUCUAGGAAUCCCAAAGGUUUUAACGGGAAUAUGGAAGCCUGUUUUCCAGAACCCUAAAUUCCAGGAGCCAGUGACCUUGGAUUUCCUGGAUGCUGAACUGGAGAAUGAUAUCAAAGUGCAGAUACGAAAAGACAUGAUUGAUGGGAAAAAGGGAGAACGUACAAUACACACCUUGGUGAAGUCUCAGGAUGAGAGAUACAUUGACCGAGGCGACAGAACAUAUACUUGGGCACCUGUGAAUGGAACAGAUUACAGCUUGGCAAUGGUAUUACCUGAAUACAGUUUACACUAUAUUCGUGCAAGAAUUGGAGACACUAUUACACAAGCUAAAUCACAACUUGGGCCAAGGGUCUCUGAAAGCAUGCAGCUAGAAAACUUUAAUGAAAAUGGCUACACACUCAUAGCGCCUAGAGAGUACUGCAAAGACCUGAAGCCGUCUGAAAACAGGACCCAAUUUCUUAUGGACUUCAAUGAAUUUAUAGACAGGAAAACACCAAAUAACCCAACAUGCAAUGCUAUGCUGGUCAAUAGGCUCCUCCUAGAUGCUGGAAUUACAUCUGAGCUUGUCCAGCACUGGAAAAAACAAUCUCUAACUGGAGUCGUUGCCAGGUUUGUUGCUACGGAUGGAGGGAUCACAAGAGUGUACCCCAAAAGUGCUGGGGAAGAUUGGAAAGAAAGUGCUGAAACUUAUGAGGCUAGCUUCUACAAAAGAAGCUUGGAUAAUGAUUUCUAUAUCUUUACAGCACCUUAUUUCAACAACUCAGGAAGCGGGGAGAGUGGCUUUGAUUCUGGCAUCUUGGUGAGCAGAGCAGUUGAUUUGACCAUUGAUGGCAAAAAGAUGAAACCAGCAGUUGUCGGCGUAAAGAUUAGUAUCGCAGAAUGGAUGGCAAACUUCACAAAUGCAACAAUCAGGAAAGGAUGCAAUAGCGAGAUAUGUGGCUGUGAAAAGAAUUCUAAGCUUGUCGAUUGUGUGAUCCUUGAUGAUGGUGGAUUUCUCUUGAUGUCCAAUCAGGACGAGUACAUUGAUGAGAUUGGGUGGUUCUUUGGAGAGAUCGAUCCCAUUUUGAUGACGAACCUUGUGAACACUUCUUUGUACGCCUUUAACAAGUCCUAUGACUACCAGUCUGUCUGUGAUCCUGACAGAGGCCCCAAAGCUGCAGCUGGCUUGCGUUCUGUUUUUGUUCCAACAAUAGCUGAUAUAUUAAAUAUAGGCUGGUGGGCUUCGGCAGCAGCUUGGUCGAUAGUACAGCAGCUAUUUGUUAGCUUUACUUUUCCAAAUUUCCUGGAAGCUGCGGACACAGAAGAGGAGCAAACUGCAGCUCUUUCAAAGGAGAGCUGUAUCACUGAACAGACUCAGUAUUACUUUGACAAUAAUAACAAAUCUUUCAGUGGGGUGCUAGACUGUGAAAACUGUUCCAGGAUAUACCGUGCUGAAAAGUUACCGAACACAAACCUAUUAUUCCUGAUUGUUGAUGCCAAGGAAACCUGUCCAUGUUCUUCUACCAAACCAUUAAUACAAGCAGAACAGCCCUCUAAAGGACCGGAUCCCUGUGAUUUAGUUCACAAUCCAAGAUACAGGAAAGGACCCGAGGUCUGUUUUGAUAAUGAUGAAAAUGAUGAGCCUAUAUGCACUACAAGUCGUGCCUCUACCAUGGCGUCAACUCCUCUCUUCAUUUUACUGCAAGUGUUCAUGUGGUGUAAAGGGAGGAUUAUACUGACUGCGGUGGGGUCUCUGGUUUGAGUCCAUCACUGUGGCCAAUGAUAGGAAUUCAGCUUGUGCUACUUUGGCUUUUAACUGGAUCAAGACAUUACCCUUUAUGACCUCAGAAACAAGGACUGAGCCCCAUAACGCAUACAUUUCAAGAUCCUGCCAAAUUUUGUUUCUGAGAUUCUAAGGCAACAGGGGGAAACAAAAAUAAAUUGACCCAGGAAGUGAAAGACACAUUAUGACAUGCCUGGCCUAACUGAGCCUGGGAAAGCUUGUUGAAAUCCAUUAAGAAGAACAAACCAUCUGAAGCCAAAUGUUUCCACAAUGGCGGAAGUGUGGACCGUCUGCUUCUUAAUCAGAAUGGUGAAGGGAAAAGGUUACUUUCUUUAUGUAGUGAUUUCUUGGUGAGCUUCUUUGUCAAACAAUUGUACUGCCAGACAAAUGAAAUUCAUAAACACGUCAAAGUCCUGCCCCUAGAUAUUGUUUUGCAGUAUUUUUGUUGGCUUGGUUGUAUAAUUUUCAGAGUGUAGACUGGCUAGCCACUCACUGUCCAGCUGUUACAGUAUGUGGAUAAAACCAUGCCAGACAAGUUCUUGCUUCAAAAGUAAGAACAGAAAACAAAUGUAAAAGUAAUGUAUGUAAAGUUAUGUUAAAAGAAAUAUUGAGAGUGAAGCCACAUUUUCUUGGUUGUGAUGUUCAUAUACAUUUUGGGUGCUAAUGGCUUAUCUAAAUGUAAUAUAAGCAAUUAGGCCAGAAACAUUAAAAUUCUCUUUAAAAAAUACAUGUACCAUUUUUUCAGUUUAAGAAAUGAGUUGCAUUAUAUUCACACCUGUGUUGGCUUACUCUCACUUUUACAAAGUAAUUGAAUAUGAAUUUCUGUUUUAAAGAAAUACAAGAUCUUUGAUUUUGUAAUAUUUUCAGUAUACAUUUUGUUUAAUAUAAUGGCUAUUGUAAACAUUUAACACUUUUAAAAUGUAAAAAUAUUAGAAGUGUUUACUCCACCAACCUCUGUCUUUUGUGUUGGUCAUAGUCACUUAAUUAGAAGAUAAAAUAAACUGUUAGUGACUACCUUAAAAGGACAAGAUAAUCCUGUCUUGCUCAAUCAUGCCAAAGGGAAUACAUUAUUUAUUCAGUUUGUUGGUACAUUUUAAUUUAAUUACAAUUUUAAUUUUAAUUUUGCAAUGCAACCUAAAUAUUGAGAGCUAGCCAAGCCUCUUUAUAAUGCUUAAAGCUUGUGAAUGAAAAGAAUCUUUAUGUGGCACAUUUUUUGUUGUUUUUGCUAAAAAUAGUACUUUGCAUGAUUUUUCUUUUUGGUUUAAUUUUAUUUAAGUAGUUUUGGAUUGUAAAUGUUCUUACAAAGGACAGCUGCAGUGGAAAUGUUUAUUUUUUUGGAGGGGAUGGAAAAGUGCAGUACAUCUUAUUAAGGUCUCACCAUCUUUUGUGCAAGUACCCAUAUACUGUUAUCUGCAGUGAAGAAAAACAAUGUUGUGUAAAGCCUGGCAAACAGAUCCCAUUAGUGAAACAUCAUUAUUUGGAUUAAGUAUAAGUCAAUCUUACAUUGACUCUGCUUGUUUGUAUUGACUUUACUCUAGGGCAUAAAGAACAUUUGUAGUGUAUCACAGUAGGUCAAAGAAAAUAUUUUACACAAUCAGAUUGUACCUGCUUUUAACAUUUGAAUAUUUAACUUUUUUUUUUCUGUGUUUAUACACAAGGUUUCAUAAAGAAGCUCUAUUUCCCUUAAAAGCCAAACAAAAAUAAUCAGCCAGAAGCUAUAAUAUAAAAUCUUCUAUUAACAGGAUGUUAAAUCAAAUUAAUCUGAAAACAAACACUAGUAUCUGAUUGAACAAACCAGUGGAAGCAGCCACAUCAUUUAAAACAACAUAUACAACUUACAAAAUCAGCUGUAACAUAAUUAUUAUCGUUCUGUCAGUUUUGUCCCAUGCUUUGUGAUUACAAGCUGCAGUGUUUCUCUGUCUGCUUUAUUCUUCACUAUUGGCUGUUCUCCUGGCUUCAAAAAUAUAUUCAUUUGGUACGAUUUGUUAUUUUGUUAUUUUUUCUUUAACUCGUUUUGAAAAUUAGCUCUUAUUUUUUUUAAAUGCCAUGGACCAGAAUUAAUUCAAAGCAGUUAUAAGACCUUUCACUGGUUUAUGAUAAAUGCUAUGUGGUUAAUGAAUACAAUUGCAUUACACCAGCUAGUUAUUUCCACAAUGGUAACUUUUUAAAGUUUAAACAUUUUACUAGGCAGAGUUACAGUACAGACAAUUCAUUUUAACAUCUACAGUGUCUGGCACCAACAAAACGCAGACACUCUUUUUCUUCUUUUUUGUUUAGUUUAUGACACACUUGUCGUUCAUGGUUUCAUUUCUUUCUACGGGUUUCUUCAGUGGUGUGAGCUUAAAAAGCAUUACAUUAUUUUUUGUUGAUUGAAAUUGUGUAGCAAAAUAUUAAUGUUUUUUAGCUAAAUUGUGUUGUUGUUAUUAUUUGCCAAAUUCGGAACGAAAAUGAUCAAUUGUCAUAUUUGCUUAGAGUGGAAUCUCUUCUCCCAUGACUGUAUCCUGGUAAUGUGCUGAUUAAUUCUACUAUAUUCUCUCCAAAGCCUACAAAUGCUGCUGUAAUUCAGGCAACAGUCAAGAUUAAUGUACAAUUCUGUGGGUGGCCAACAAUGGAAAAGCUUUUUUUCUUGGCUUUAUUUCAGAGAUCUGUAUCUCUGCUUUUUCUUUAAAUUUUCCAGCCUUAAGACACAUAAAGCAGGACUCUUGUCAUUUUGUUUUACUCAAAAGGUCCUGAACCCUUGUUGUAAGAUAAUGUCAAACUGGCGAAAAAUCAUACAUUUGCAAAAUAUUAAAAACACCCAGCAUCAUUUCCAAGUUUUACCAUUGUAUAUUAUAUAAAGUCUCAAGAUGAUGUGCCAUAUGAUUUUCAACUACCUGUUCAAAGAAACCUAAUAAAAGUGGAAGUGUAGAAGGGGUCAUGAGACCACCAUACAGGCAUACUUUGGUGACAUUGCUUCCUUGCUGCAUGGCUUAAUAUCAGUGACAAACAAUGAGAAUAUAAUAUUUAUACUCCUAUUUAGGUAUUCAACUUGCAAAAGUAUAAUAUGGUGAAUAUUAUAUUGAAGCCUUUGUUUUUAAUUAUCGAACAGCACUACUGCCAUUUUCCUGAAAGUGACAGCCUCUGAUUUUUAGCUGUGCAAGUCUCAACAUCUUUAGAAGCACAAUUGUCUGUGCAGUGAAGCUGUUUCCCCAAAAGAGGAAACAGCUGAAGGUAAUGCUGCAAUUAGCUUGAAUUUAAUAUGUAUAAUUCUAUGCUUGGAAGAGAGUCAUGUGCACUAUAAGCACCGUCAAAUAGGAAUGGGGAUAAUGAAACUUUAUUGGAGUAUUGGAGGCUGUUUUUGUUACAAUACUUGCUAAAAACAGAAGCUGUCACUUUAGGAUCAGAUAUCGCAAUGUGAUUGGAAGUGUAUUUGAUGCUGUCAAUGCUAUUUGUGCAGAUUGUCUGGAUCAUGCUUUUUCUGGACUGUUUUCUUGAGAUUGCUUGAUGUGUGUUUAAUCAGAGGGCCCCGUAACUGCAAAGCGCAGGUAACACACAGGCCACUCUUUUAACUUCCCUUGAUUGUGCUUUAAUACAUUACACUUUUGUGGAACUUGACAAGCCUGAAUCAAUUUUGUAUAAAUUUGUACAAUAAUGUUAUUAAACAGAAAAAAAAGUGUUUAUAAUCCUAGAAAUGUUGUGUUGAUUCUUGUGCAAAUACAGUAUAUUCAGAAUAAAGAUUUAUCAUUAUUCUC
This is a messenger RNA of Lepisosteus oculatus (spotted gar), 7440 nucleotides long. Lineage: Eukaryota; Metazoa; Chordata; Actinopteri; Semionotiformes; Lepisosteidae. The record is from RefSeq and is a predicted model, not a curated record.